Aedes albopictus (Asian tiger mosquito) is the source of this 1304-nucleotide messenger RNA. RefSeq names its product galectin-4. Bases 291 to 1256 code for a protein of 321 amino acids. The transcript has 5 exons. Gene Ontology annotation, molecular function: carbohydrate binding. The record is from RefSeq and is a predicted model, not a curated record. Lineage: Eukaryota; Metazoa; Arthropoda; Insecta; Diptera; Culicidae.
CAACUGAUAGUGCGCAGUGUGAAUCACCUGCACGCUCCAUCAACAACUACACCUUCAUAGCAGUCACCAAAUCGGUGCAUCAAGGUGAAGUCUGGUUUUUGGUUGUGCUUCGUCAACUUUUGGCGAGAUGGAUUUACACCAGCGAUAAUCAUUUAUCUAAUCGGAAAUGUCGAUAAAUUGAUACCGUUGGCCAAUGUCUUCCAGUUUGUUCCAAAUAAUAAUUAAAAUUUGAGUCAGUUUUAACGACGGCGUCUCGCUAGGUGGUAACAGUUGUGCAAAUAUUUGAGAAGAUGUUGACUCAAUUUACUGGUAAUUUGUCGUGCACUGUUGAGGCGGGGCAAAUAUUCGUCAUUGGUGCAAGACCCAUCGACGAUGCUGAAAGAGUAAACAUCAACUUCCAAUCGGGAAAGUCUGAUGAAGCGGACAUCAUUCUACACUUGUCGAUUCGAUUCCAUGAUGAUAUAAUUGUGCGAAACUCCAAGCUCGGUGGCAGCUGGGGUGGUGAAGAACGUGACGAGAACUUGAAUGAACUGACUGCUCCGAACCCUACCACUCCAGGCGACGUAUUUAAGCUCUACAUUCUGAUCGGCGAUGAUCGCUUCCAUAUUGCCAUCAAUGGGCAUCCGUACUGUACCUAUGGGUUCCGUGCAGCUUUGUCCGAAAUUCGCAGUAUAAUGGUGGUCAAGGAUGUCCAACAGAUUGUGCAGGUGGACCAUCGACAGGCGUUCCCCACGCCGUUUCCGGCUAUUCAGUUUGAUGAACCGUUCAACUCGUUCAGCAACGAUGUACCGAAGCCGUUUUUGCCAGGACACGUCAUCAUAAUAACCGCCAUUCCGUUCGGAAACCCACGUGGUCGGUUCAUCAUCCGUUUCAUGGAAAACGGAACCAAGCGCCAAGCACUGCACUUCAAUCCUCGCUUCGACCCGCAGUAUCAAGUUGUUCGAAACUCGCACACUGAAACACUUGAAUUCCGUCGCGAGGAGGAAACCAGCGGAGGAUUCCCGUUCGUGCUGGAUCAGCAGUUCAAGUUUGCAAUCGGUCUGACCGAGAGUGAGUUCAAAUUUGCCGUCAAUGGUAGCUAUUUCGAGUCGUAUGCCUACCGUAACGUUAAUCAACUGGACAUUUUAAACGGAUUCAAAGUGCAGUGCAUCAAUGGCAUGCAGCUCGAGAUCACCAACGUGGACCACAUGAAUAUGGGGGUGCCGGACUGCGAGGGAUUUGAAAGCUAUUCCCAUCCGGAAGUGGAAAUUUUCUAAUUCAUUGCCCAUUGUGAGAUGAGUAAUAAAAACUGAAAGAUGCAGGUA